AUGCUCUAUGAAAGAAUGUAUCGCUUGAUGAUGCUCGUUGUUCACUCGACCGCCAGCCAUGAGUGGCUCGACCAGGUUACUGUAAAGUAUCAUCUUGUUGAAGAAGAUGGUGUUGUUCUUCACGAUGUGAAUGUCAUCACUAAUCGCCCCCCACCAGGUAAGCUGAAUGCUUCAUGCUUCCAUUAUAGAAACGAAUUUCACCUUCCUGGGAUGAUUGACGACCAAAAGCUCGCUAGGAUCAGUGACUUAAGUCAAGAUAUAGACAAGAUCUCAUGUUUAAAUGUGACGAUGAAGAAAUUCCCCGAGGCCGUGUUGGGGAAAGUCGGUAUGGCUCCAUAUGGGUUGCGUCUUGGCAUUAUUCCGUCGUUAUUUGUUCGUGGUGUAGGUGAUGGUGAUGAUGGAACUAGUGAACAACCCUUGAUCCAGCGUAAGAGAGACAUAGAUUUUGCAACCUCUGUUGCUAUGGCAGCUAUUCUUUCAUGCUGA
Messenger RNA from Lactuca saligna, 486 nucleotides. The record is from the annotation of a GenBank genome assembly. Lineage: Eukaryota; Viridiplantae; Streptophyta; Magnoliopsida; Asterales; Asteraceae.